CUUCUCACUACAACCGCUAACACCACCGACACCUCAACAACACCGCUACAACCACCGCAGUCACGGCAGCUGCCCAUGCCUCCACCUGCUCCGGGAUAGAUACCGUCCUGUUCUACAUCCGUCCGUGAACCCAACCACCCAUCAGCAGCAGUCGUGGAGCUCGCAGCCUGGUGAAGAUGCUGGAAAACGGCAGGAAGGUGUUCAAAGAGGGUCUGCUGGAGAAGAGGAGCGAUGGUCUGCUGCAGCUGUGGAAGAAGAAGCGCUGCGUCCUGACGGAGGACGGCGUGCUGCUGCUGCCGCCCAAACAGCACGACCCUCCGCAGCACCAGCACCAGCACCACGGGGACAGAGCCAAGGAGCUGCACUUCGCCAACAUGAAGACCGUGGACUGCGUGGAGCGGAAGGGAAAGUACGUGUACUUCACGGUGGUCAUGACGGAGGGGAAGGAGAUCGACUUCAGGUGCCCACAGGACGAGGGUUGGAACGCGGAGAUCACCCUGCAGAUGGUCCAGUACAAGAACCGGCAGGCCAUCCUGGCUGUGAAGUCCACCCGGCAGAAGCAGCAGCUGUUGGUCGUGCAGAUGCCCGGACAGAAGACGCUCCGCAGCGCGCCGAACGUGGCGUGACCUGCGGCGGACGAUGGUGCGCCAUCAGCGGUUAAUUGGACACACAGCCGGAGGACGAAUAUCGAGCCAGACUGCACCUCCUCUUGCUCCUUGCUCCUGGAUCCCCCUCUUCCAUACCAGCGCCCCCUCGCUCCCUUCUCAGUACAGAGACUUCUUUCACAAAGACUGAUGGACUAAAAGCAUGUGAGAAAACAUCUGUAUUCUUCAGUGCGAUGGGUUUAUUUAUUACAUGUGUAUAUAUAUUUUCUAUAUCAAAUGUUAACUUGUUGGUGAAUGUUCAGUGUGGUUGUUGCUAGAGUGGAUAAAGAAAAAUGUGACGGUUACUAACCUUCAAAAGUCCAGAGAAAUUGCGAUCAUAUAGUUAUUUACGGAAGAUUUAUUGUCAUUUAACCACAGUUAAAUGUUUCAACAUUCAUAUUUUCGUUUCUCAACUGAACCAAAGAACCAUUUCCAGACCUUUCUCUCUCUCUCGUGCAGUUUCACUCACUACAAUACACUGACACAAAUACAGUGAGCUACUGACAUGUUGAUUUAUUAACAGCUACAACUCAUGUUCCGAUGUGUGCAUCAGUAUUUUACAUCAUUUUAUCUAAUAAUGAUUGUUUUAAGCUUUAUCUUCUUUUGAGUCUUAAAUUUGAGUUUUUUCAUUACCUUAAGUUUUAUUUCAGCUGUUAUCUGCUGAAUAGCUCAUCCAUGCAAGCAACUUUUAGGACAUUUAACUCAUAUCGUCACUUAUUGUUAGGUGGCACCCUCUAUUGGCCACAGUUAUAACAAUGGUAACAAAACAAUACAAGAAAGUCCAAGACUUUCAACCAUAAAAUUGACAAUUCUGCUACCAUAACAUGUUUACUCCCUUUCAUUAUCCUAACAUAACAUACAUACCCAAUUUAACUUACUUUUUUUUUUUUUUAACCCUUCUCACACAUUUUUGUCAAACACUGCAACAUAGGUCACAUUUUUCAUGCUCCAUUCACCAGUUUGCUCUCAUUUUUGUAUGUCUUGUUUUGACAGUGAUGAUCUGGAAGUGACAGGCAAUCAAUAUGCAGUUGCAGGGGUCCAGCUACUCUAAUGACAGCUUAACUGAUUCCAUUAAUAGCUUGGUUUGCACAGAAUCAGCAGUGCUGGCACCACCGGCCUUUGAUCCUCCUUGUAGCCACGUAAUUACUGCAUAAAGGCUUGAUUUACAUUUCAGAGUGCACACUGACAAGUCAGGGCUUUUAGACUUCCAGCAUUAUUUCUAUAUCUCACAUGUGGAGAAUCUAGAAAAUCAAAAGCUUGCCUAUUUUUACCCCGAGCUGUUGGCGUCUCUUGGCAAAAAUAGGCACUAGAGUGUUACCUUGUUUUAGCAGACAUUGACAUUUUCAGCAUUAUGCACAGACAAGAUAAAGACAGUGUGGUAACUCUUCUAGUCUGUGCUUUUCAAAGUCCAGUUUGGUAUUUGUUUUGAGGUGAUGGUGCAAGCUUGUGCUCACGUGCCACAGCUGUCAUACAGCAAACAUGCACCCAGUCUGAAAUUGUCAUAACCUGACACAACCUUUGCUCCAUUUUCUAGAUCAUUAUACCAGCCAACCAUGCUUAAUGAUGCUAUCUAAAUACAUGCUGUUUUAUACUUAGGUUAAAGAACAUUUUAGCAGCAAGACAAUAGCCACUAAUUUGAGCUUCAGUGGCUAUGAGUGGACGGAGGCUAUGUUACACCUGAGACAGAGUAUUUUUACAGACCUAAAGUGACAAGAAAUAUGAACAGUGAGCUUAAAAGACUAGUAAUUCUAGUGAGCAAAUCCCAAACAUUGAUAAGAGCAAUCCAUCAAGGCACUUUGCCCCAAUAAUGCCAGUCAUGCCUCUUUCUGGGUAAAAACAAACAGCCAAAAAGAAUGGAAGUGAAUGGGAAAAGUUGGGAUUUAAAAACUUAAAUUACAAAAACCGUACAGUUUAAUGGUUUUUAAAAGUCUGAAUACAAAAAAAUAACUUUAUAGGUGGCCAGAGAUGUCAUAUACAGGUAACACAUACCUCGUGUGUGUUUAAACCAAGUUACAUGAGUUGGAUCUUAACUUUUAAAUGAAGGAUUGACAAUAUUAUCGGCAGAUAUUUUCAUAUUAGCCAAUUAAUGCCAAUUACCAUUAAUGUUUUUUUCUAUAAAAAUCUUCCUUAAAAGUCAUAUUGAUAUUGGUAUCAGCUAAAACAAUUUUGUAAAUAUUGACAUCAGCAAAAAUCCAAUAUUGUGCAUCGGUUUUAAAUGCUAUUAUUGUGUUACUGAAUGUGUGACGACUGUUCACAGGCAGGCAGACCACAGCUCUUGUCACUGAGUGAUCGCUGGCUUAAAGCCUUCAGAAACACAACACACAUUUGACCACUUUACUGCUCUCUAGUUUCAGCUCAAAGCAACAGAUCUCUUCUUUAACACUCCUUUAUUUAUUAUGAUUUUAAAAUAGUUCGAAGAACAAAAUGUAAUGCAAUAGCUUUGCAUUGCUAAAGCUGUUUUCCAAUCCACUGCCACUCAGUAUUGACGCUUGUUUCCACCCAAAUGAGAGCGUGGUUGCUCUGGUCUGGCUGCAGACCGAUGUUCUCAGAUGCCACCUCCUGCAGACCACCACUGUGAGACACCACUUCUGUCAGAGACAUUAUUUGCACUGCUGUACAAAGUAUUUGCCAGUGUAGAAGUAGUUAUCAUGACUAGAUUAAGCUACAUUAGCUUUGGACAAGCUUUUUUUUUUCAAAUUGUACCAGCUAUAUUAAAUGUUUUGUAUUUAGGUUUGCAGGUCAGGUUAGCUCUUAACCCACCCUUCCAUUACCCUAAUUCUUACCUAACCUAACCUUAGGCCUUACCCUAACCCCAACCAGAAGUGUAAUCUGCUUUUAUUUUGACAGUUUUUUUCAUGCAUUUCUGGUGUUCUGCAGAGGCAGGGGUCUGAGAGUUGUGGUCUGCAGCCAGACGGCCUUGCAGAAAGCAAGAAGUGACUUUGGACUGCUCUUGUCAGUCGAGUCUUUUGGUUGUUGUUUCAAAUGAUCAAGAAAUUCAGUAUGUAUUGCUGGAAACCAACAUUUUAAUCUGUAGAUAGUGAUAUAAAUGAGAAGUGAAGUAAAAUGUAUGGAUUCAUAUCCACUUAGGGCCUCCAUAUUUAGGGUUGCUUUUGAAUUGAGCCACCACAGACUUAUCAACCAGCUAACUUGUGCAACAACCAAUCAGGUUAUUUCGGUCUUUGCUGCAGCUCUGUCAUUGGUAAAUUGUCAGGAAACUGCUCAUUUAACUCUGCAAGGGAGGUAAAUUAUUUGUAGAAAGCAGAGACUAAAGUGUACAAUUGCUGUGAAACAUGCUAAGGUUGAAAAAUUGUCUCAGUGUUGUUUUCAUGAUGGAGAACGCCUCGCUUUCUGAACACAUUUCAUUUACCAAAGCUUCAUGUUGUCUGGAAGUGUUUCCCACUGUUCUCCCCUUCUCGCCCGUGUAUCACAGCCAACCAACACAUGCCUCGGUGCUGUUGUCAUCUCCCAUUCGGGGUAAUAGCUGUGCCCUUUAUCUAAUGCGACUGGUGUGAUGCUUCUCUGACAUGCCUGCCUGCUGCCAUCAUUACACUCACAGUUAUAGCUCUGCCCUUGUCUGAUUUCUUAUUUCAACGUGAGAUCUAUUUUCAUACCUGGAAAAGAUACAUUCCAUUA
Molecule: messenger RNA, 4277 nt
Organism: Cheilinus undulatus (humphead wrasse)
Lineage: Eukaryota; Metazoa; Chordata; Actinopteri; Labriformes; Labridae
Gene: phlda1
Product: pleckstrin homology-like domain, family A, member 1
Exons: 2
Coding region: 177-626 (149 amino acids)
Biological process (GO): positive regulation of apoptotic process
Molecular function (GO): phosphatidylinositol phosphate binding
Source: RefSeq, a predicted model, not a curated record